AUGGAGUUUAACAUGUUGCCCCAGAAUGCGUUAAACGCCGGCCGAUUCUGUAUAUUCACAGGCGACGCCGACGGUGCCAUAUACGUUGAGGACAGCGUAAACAUAAAUGUCAUCGCAAAGUUGCGAGAAAUGGGACACACUGUCUACCCAAUAUCCAAAUUCGGUGAGAAGAAAUCUGUGGCAUACACGGUGGAGUCUCGUCGUGAAAUUACUAUUGAACGGGUCAAAGACAAGGCGAAACUGGAUCUGGAUCGAGGCUGUUUUGGCAAAGGUGUGAUUAUCGAGAGACGCGAAGGAGGUAGAGUUCUGUGCGGUGGAGCUGACCCGCGAGGGGAUGGUGUCGCCUUGGGUUGGUAG
Messenger RNA from Sphaeroforma arctica JP610, 357 nucleotides. RefSeq lists its product as hypothetical. Lineage: Eukaryota; Ichthyosporea; Ichthyophonida. Bases 1 to 357 code for a protein of 118 amino acids. The transcript has a single exon. The record is from RefSeq and is a predicted model, not a curated record.